AUGUCGGAAGUGGUAUCACAAAUGAAGUAUCCGCCUGAUAUAUCGAAAUCACGAUGGGAUCAAUCGACAUUCGAAGGGCGUGCUCGCCAUUUUUUUGUGACUACAAAUCCGUUAAAUCUUUUUGUAUCUAAAAAACGAUUGGAGGAAGCAAAAAAAAUUGUUCUGGAUUAUAGAUAUGGACAGAAAGUACCUGAGAACUUAACGGUUGAUGAGUUAUGGCGUGCGAAACACGUCUUCGAUUCUGCAUAUCAUCCUACUACAAAUGAACUUAUGAUUUUGCCAGGUCGUAUGAGCUGUCAGGUACCUGGCAACAUGUUCUUGACCGGUGGCAUGCUGACUUUCUAUAAAUCUUCGGGCGCUGUAAUAUUUUGGCAAUGGUUGAACCAGUCAUUCAAUGCAGUCGUAAAUUAUACAAACCGUUCGGGUGAUAGCGUUUCCAAUAAAACACUUUUAACGUCGUAUUUCUGCGCAACGAGUGCUGCUGUUACUGCUGCAUUAGGGCUCAAUUCAUUAGUAAAGUCAAUGCCACCGCUGAUCGGACGCCUGGUGCCAUUUUGUGCCGUUGCAGUUGCAAAUUCAAUCAAUAUCCCUCUUAUGCGGUCUAAAGAGUUGGUAGAUGGCAUUGCGAUAUGUGAUGAAAACGGUAAUAAAGUGGGCACCAGUAAGAAAGUAGCACGAAUAGCCAUAACUAAUGUUACGAUAAGCCGAAUUGGAAUGGCUACUCCAUCGUUUUUCUGUAUACCAGUUCUGAUGAAUCAGAUUGCGAAGACGAAUUGGUACCAGAAGCGACCUUGGGUGUCAGCUCCGAUACAAACAUUGAUGGCUGGUUUCAUCCUAACAUUUGCAACACCCCUGUGCUGCGCCAUUUUUCCGCAGAUAAGUUCCAUCGAAACGAAGUAUUUAGAGCCAGAAGUUCAAAAUGAAAUCAGUAAGCUUCGCAACCCACCUGAACGCGUGUAUUACAAUAAAGGGUUGUGA
Acanthocheilonema viteae is the source of this 978-nucleotide messenger RNA. The record is from the annotation of a GenBank genome assembly. Lineage: Eukaryota; Metazoa; Nematoda; Chromadorea; Rhabditida; Onchocercidae.